UCCAAUCCUUGCCGUGUCGGUCUUCAUGCGUCUGCAGACCUCAUCCCCUUGGUCGGCCGGAAUGACUAUCUUUUCCCCUAAGCCGUGUGCCUAAUACUGGCAUCGUGCUUUCGUGUUUUGUUUCUUGAUCAAUCGGGCUACAUCUUCCCUUAGAUCGCUUUCCAUGAUUGAGCUAUUCGCGGUGUUACAAUGAUAAACUCGCGUCGCCCCGACCAGUUCCGCAUUCUUGGUCUCAUUUUCGGAAUUGCAUUCGUGGGUAUAGCUACUGGCACAAUCAGCUGUCGGCAUUAUCGUCAGCUAUUUCCACGGCUUCUCCAGCUAUAUCCAGCGGUGUUUCGCUCUGGUCGUAGGUUUGUGUCUCGGCAAUCUAUCCCGGCCGCUCAAGACUUUAUCGUCGUGACAGGUGCUUUCAUCGCUGUCAUCCUGAUAUAGUUUCCGGGGUACAUUCUCACUAGACGGAGUGUGUUC
Aspergillus brunneoviolaceus CBS 621.78 is the source of this 468-nucleotide messenger RNA. RefSeq lists its product as uncharacterized. The transcript is spliced from 2 exons. Lineage: Eukaryota; Fungi; Ascomycota; Eurotiomycetes; Eurotiales; Aspergillaceae. The record is from RefSeq and is a predicted model, not a curated record. The coding region runs from base 190 to 432 and encodes 80 amino acids.